Molecule: messenger RNA, 3023 nt
Organism: Scylla paramamosain (green mud crab)
Lineage: Eukaryota; Metazoa; Arthropoda; Malacostraca; Decapoda; Portunidae
Exons: 5
Coding region: 315-800 (161 amino acids)
Cellular component (GO): membrane; endoplasmic reticulum
Molecular function (GO): protein-macromolecule adaptor activity
Source: RefSeq, a predicted model, not a curated record
GGUUGGCUGCUGUCUGUCACUUGCUGCUCCCUGUAUUGAUUUUGAGUAAACUUUCAUAAAAACGUUCCCGCACGUUUACAUAUUUUCAUCAUGUUACUUUUACGUAAAAAUAGUCAAGGCUAAGGAAGAUGGUAGUCAUAUUUCCCUGGGCAUUUACUUUAUUAGCAUAAAUUACAAGACUUUUGUUGUGGGGCCACUGGGGCCGAGCCUGGGAAGGUGCGCUUGGCGACUGUCGGUUGUGUGGGUGCAGCAGACGACGCAGCAUUGUGUGGGCAGCAGACGACGCGGCAGUACAAGUCGUAGCCUCCUCCGGGAUGGUGCACCAGGUGAUAUACGCGCUGAGGGGCUGGAUCGCCUUCGUGGCCUUCAUCGACAUGGGCAUGGCCGUGCAGUGCUUUCUAGACGCCGACUCCUUCCUGGGCUCGCAACUUUACACCGCAGGGGACAUAGCGGAGCACGUUAACCCCGCCAUGUCGCGUCUGCUGGGUUCCCAACGGGUGCUGAGUGCGCUCAUCAUGACCCACUGUGCCCUCUGCAUUCACCACAAGCCGAUCCUGAGCAUGGCGGUGUGUAGCUGCGUGUUGACCAUCGCAGCCAACACGACGGAGACUCUUUGGUACCGCACGGCGCCUAUCAAUUUCUACACGCUGUUUCCCGUCGCUAUAGCCGCUGUGACCAUGGUGGGCCUGUGCGUGGCGCCAACCUUCCUGAAGAGCCCGGAGAUCGAGGCGGAGGAGGAGGCGCACCUGCUCAAGCUUGGUCUGCCGCGGCGCAAGUGUUGGAACAAGAAGAGGACCUGAUGGUCGCGGGGGUCAGCACGCCCUACCCGCCUGCCUCCCCAGCACGCCGCGCCCCUGCCCCCGCCUCAGCCGCAACACAACCUGCUCAAAAUCACGAUUCCAGUAACGGCUUUGGCCCCCGCUGGGUCCCGAUGGGCCUGACUGACCUGACCUGCUGACGACACGAGGCUGACCACUGGGAGGCAGCACAGAAGGCACCAGCAGCCGCCCCUCCUCCACCUCCCCGCCGCCACCAGCCGCUCUCACCACCCGACGUCGCCACGGAAUAGGAAGGCUUGGUGUCACUUGCUGCAAUCGACUGACGGACCUGACGCCUGCAUGGUGGUGACUGUAUGACUCCCAUCGUGCCUGACUGACUGGUGGUGACUAUGUGACGUAUGUUGCCAUGAGGAUCACGUGCUGGAUUCGUGAUCGCCACCUGUUACCCUCCCGAAGAGAACUUAGAGGUCACAUAGUCCGAUCUGUAGGUAAGACUGAGACCUCGCACACGCUACACACCUCAUCCUCUUGCUCAUCCUCUUGCUCAUCAGUGGAAACCUUUGCGACCUGAGCGGGGCGCGAACCUCAGUCUGCCAAGUAACAGACCAAUGAGUUAGAAAAUAGUGUAUGUGACUGGUUGAUAAUGAGUGAUGAGUUGCCUGACUGACUGACUGGUGGUAAAAUGAAUGACUUACGUUGCGUGUGACUGACUGGUGGUGACUGAAUGACCAGCUGACAUACCUUGUGCCUGACUGAUUGCAAGUGACUGAGUGACACACUGUGUUUGACUGGUGGUGACUGUGACUGAGGCGGCAUAUGACAGGUGAUAAACCCCGGAUUGAGCUGUGUGACGCCCUGCAGGUGACGUGAGUACAGGUGUGCCACGUCCUCCAGCAGAAGUAAUGUGAGGUGUGCGAGCUAGCGGGUGGGCGUGACCAAGCUCGGAGAUUGCCGGUGGAGGAGCAGGACGGGCGAGCCUCCAUGAGCGGCGGGAGUGAGCCACGCACACAGGGACGCACCCGGAGGAAGAGGAGGAGGGUGUAGGAGGAAGGUGUUGUAAGUCUUGGAGAUGACGCUGUGACACGCAGUGGAAGGACCAAUGUGACGGAAUGUUCAGGCCGUCGCUAGAUCUGUCCCAGGUUAAUACGUGGAUAGUUACAUUUCUAAACAUCAUGUCUGCCCACCAAUUCGCCUCUGCCCGAUGAAAUUAACAAUCUGGGCUCCCUUUCUCAUCUCCUGUUACUGCUCCUGUCCUUCACAACGCGUUUGUUAUGAUUCCGUGAAGGAUGUUUGGGACGACCAGCAUUUCCGAGCCGCCGCGAUCCUCCUCCUCCUCCUCCUCCUUCUCCUUCUCCUCCUCCGUUGCUUGGGUGCGGCGCAGGCACGCUGGUGACGAAAGUGUUGCCUCGGGGCAUCGAGCAUCCGAGACUGGUAACUCACUUCAAAAUAUUUUUCUCAUUGCACACGAAAUCAGGGGAAUUAUUCACGAAGUCACGCCUCACGCCAUUUGCCAGCAUAAUGAAUGAUGGAAAGUGUUUACUGCCGUCGCCGAGUGUCUAAAACCUCCACUAGCCCCACUAACGCCUGGCACCCUGCUAUUGUCCCGCCCGAGGCCCUGUGUUCAUGAGUCGGUGUGUGCUUCACCCGCGUUAGCCUGACUUGCUGUGCGCUUUGCCGGCUGAGUGCUGGCUGCUCUCGAGGUGUCGGUUCAGCAAGGGGCUGCGGUGGUGCUGCCUCGCCACCUGGUGUCCGUGCUGAGUGCUGACGCCAGACGAGGCGUUGCUUGUCCUGGGCUAUUUCAGGGUUGAGUCUGUUAAGUGAAGCUUCAGUGCUCGUUUAGGUCUGUCGGAGUAAUUGUUUUGAAAGAGUUUUUCACUUCAGAGGCUACUAUCACUAUGUAUCUUGCUUUAUAAGUGUACAAAGUGUGUGUGUGUGUGUGUGUGUGUGUGUGUGUGUGUGUGUGUACUCACUCACCCUUCUGCGCUCCACACUUAUCAUUACGUAUUGGAACAAGACUUCAGACCAGACGUCAAACGUUGCUGUGAAUGCCUCAGUGAGGUACGAGAGAGCAUGAAGACAGGAUGCUUCUGCGAAAGGUGAGAUUCUGUUUAUCUUGUUGAAUCAGCAUAUAUUAGGGUAUUUAUAUAUUUUUAACUGUAAAUGUUGCUUAGUUAUAAUAUGUAUGCUGCAACGCUACAAGUUUGGAUUAAGAUCUGAGUUACCUACCAAUAAACAUACCCAUCU